AUGGCUCCAAAAGCUUAUCGAAAUAUGAAGAAAGGCUAUGGACUAUGGAAAGAAGGUUAUGUAAAAAGUACUUUUGUCAAGCCAAAUGUGCAAGCCUCGAAGCUGUUGUUGGUGGUGAAAGCGCGUGUUGGUGCUUCCAUGAAGAGCGUCAGCUAUCCUGUUUAUGUUCAUUUAAUCCAAGUUAACGGUGAAGUGGAAUAUGCUAAGUGUUCUUGUAAGGCUGGCCAAGGAGGUUGCUGCAAACACGUAGCUGCUCUAUUGUACACUAUUUUGGACUUUGUCAAUCUGAAUUUGAAACACGUUCCUGUGGAAUUGACAUGCACACAACUUCCUCAAAAAUGGAGUGUGCCCUCUGGAAGCUCAAAGACCCUGGACAAAGGUGUUAAAUUUGAAGAAAUGCUAUUUGAAAAAGUUGAUGUGAACAAACCUGCCAAAAGGUAUAUUGUAAAAGGGAGUAGGGAAGACUAUUGUGCUACUCCACCAUUUGCUCGGACUGUGACUGCAGAAGAAAUUAAGUCUAUGGCAAAUGCAUUUGAGAAAGCCAAUUGCGCUUCACUAUUUCGUGAAGCUAUAGCCUCAAAUAACUAUAAGCCAUGUGAACUUUUCGAGACAUCUUGUAAUCAGUUGCAAAAUAGAAAACUGGACAACAGCUCUGUUCCUAUUCCAACGCAAAUACCACCAAGUCAACUGGUUGAUCAGAUCUUUAAAAAUGUGCCAAAUGGUUACACCCCUCCAUCUGAUUACAGCCCAGAACAACUAGAACUAGUAAAAACAAAAGUUGGGUUGACUGUAUCCACUGCUAAGGAUAUAUGUUUGAGUACUAUGAGGCAAAACAAAGAUCCUCAAUGGUACGCUGAACGAUCUAAAAGGCUUACUGCUUCAAUUUUUGGCAAAGUUAUCAAAUAUAGAAAGAAAAACCAUCCAGCUUCACUGAUUGAAUCAAUUUUAUGUGUUGAUCAUGAGAAAAGAAAAGUGCCUGCAUCUGUACAGUGGGGCCUGGAUAAUGAAAGUAAUGCAAUUGCUAAAUAUCAAGAUGUAACAUUAAAAGGCAGUGCUUUUGUCACAUGUUGUGGGUUAGUCAUCAGUCCCCAGUGGCCAUGGCUGGGUUGUAGCCCUGAUGGAAUUGUCAUAAAAGAUGGUGUUCCAGUUGGAUGCAUUGAAGUUAAGUGUCCUUACUCAGUGAAAGAAAUGAAUGUUAAUGAAACUGCACAAAGUGUCAAAGGUUUUUAUUUAAAAAAAAGCGAAAGUGGAUUAGAACUUAAAGUGAACCAUGCAUAUUAUUAUCAAUGUUAAGGUGUCUUGAACAUUUUAAAUUUACCCUGGAUUGAUUUUGUGGUAUACACCAAUGCUGAUAUGCAUGUUCAGCGUAUCUAUAAGGACACUUCUUUGUGGGAGAACAAAAUGCUGCCAGAACUAACAUCAUUUUACUUUUCAUUUAUUCUUCCUUCUUGUAAAUG
Dendronephthya gigantea is the source of this 1457-nucleotide messenger RNA. RefSeq lists its product as uncharacterized. The record is from RefSeq and is a predicted model, not a curated record. NCBI's taxonomy places the organism in Eukaryota, Metazoa, Cnidaria, Anthozoa, Malacalcyonacea, Nephtheidae. The coding region runs from base 1 to 1293 and encodes 430 amino acids. The transcript has a single exon. Gene Ontology annotation, molecular function: zinc ion binding.